Juglans regia (Persian walnut) is the source of this 3246-nucleotide messenger RNA. RefSeq lists its product as uncharacterized. Lineage: Eukaryota; Viridiplantae; Streptophyta; Magnoliopsida; Fagales; Juglandaceae. The record is from RefSeq and is a predicted model, not a curated record. The coding region runs from base 1 to 3246 and encodes 1081 amino acids. The transcript has 4 exons.
AUGGAUAGAAGUUGGAUGCACCUGAUAGAUAGAGUUACGUCAAAGGAGUACGCUGAAGGGGUCGAACAGUUCCUUACAAUAGCUCGAGCGCACGCAAUAGAAACUGACCGCAUCCGUUGUCCUUGUCGUUCGUGCUAUAAUAAUAUCUUCCUCCCUAUAUCGGAGGUGGAAACACACUUGUACCUAAAUGGGAUUAAUCCAAAUUACAACCCCUGGAUAUUUCAUGGGGAAGAUGAGAUUCUGGAUGUUAGUGAUGACAAUCAGCCAGCGUCACCUACUAAUGAUGACGAAUAUAUUGAUGACAUGGAGCAGAUGUUAGAUGACAUUCGGGAAGGCACGGUCAUAGGUGAGGUGGACGAGCUUGCCGAACCAAGAGUUCACCCACCUAUAGGUGAGGCAACCCCUUCCUCCUCAUUUGACAAACUAUUAGAUGAUGCACGGCUUCCACUUUACCAGGGGUGUAAACAGUAUUCAAAGCUCUCAUUCAUUGUGAAGUUGCUUCACAUCAAAGCCAUUGGGGGUUGGUCGGUUAAGUCAUUCGAUCUGCUCCUGAAGUUGUUGAGGUCUGCAUUUCCGGACGCUGAUUUCCCGCAUUCUUACGAAGCGGCACGGUCACUAGAGCGGGGUUUAGGCUUCAAAUACCACAAAAUACAUGCUUGUCCUAACGAUUGCGUGUUAUUUUGGAAGGACAAUGCAGACCUGAAUGAGUGUCCAAAAUGCAAGGCCCCUCGGUGGCUACCAAAUACACAUAGAAACCGCUUAAUCCCUCAGAAGGUGUUACGUCAUUUUCCUUUGAAGACGAGGUUGCAACGACUAUAUAUGUCAGCUAAGAUGUCAGCUAAUAUGAGAUGGCAUAAAGAGCAUAGAAACAGUGAUGGUGGCAUUAUGAGGCAUCCAUCCGAUUCACAAGUUUGGACUACUUUCGACAAUGAUCAUAGUUGGUUUGCAAGAGAUGCUCGCAAUAUCAGGCUUGGUUUAGCGAGUGAUGGUUUCAAUCCUUUCAACAACCUUGCAAAACCGUAUAGUAUCUGGCCCGUCAUCCUCAUGCCGUAUAAUUUGCCUCCGUGGUUAUGCAUGAAAGACCAAUUCUUCAUCACAUCUCUCAUUAUUCCUGGUCCAAAAUCACCUGGAAAUGAGAUUGAUGUAUACUUGCAGCCCUUGGUAGAUGAAUUGAAUGAGCUUUGGGAGAAUGGGGUGCAUACAUAUGAUGCGUACAAGAAGGAAACUUUCAGAUUGCAUGCGGCUUUAAUGUGGACAAUAAAUGACUUUCCCGCAUAUGGGAACCUCUCGGGUUGGUCAACUAAAGGGAAAUUGGCGUGUCCUUCAUGCAAUGCUGAUACAGAUGCUAUGUGGUUGACCUAUGGCCGUAAGCAUUGCUACAUGGGACAUCGUCGAUUUUUGCCCUCAAACCACGUAUGGCGGAAGAAAAAAUCUUGUUUCAACGGAAAGGAUGAUCACCGCAUGCCGCCAAUCCGUUUAUCUGGACCGGAUAUUGUCCGUCAACUCAGUCUUCUUGGGGAAGUGGAAUUUGGCAAAGGUCGGAAGAAGAGAAAACGGACUCUUCAAGAGUUGAACUGGACCAAGAGAAGCAUUUUCUACAACUUACCGUAUUGGUCCUCACUUGAGCUUCGUCAUAACUUGGACGUAAUGCAUAUUGAAAAGAAUAUUUGUGACAGCAUACUCGGCACCCUAAUGAACAUUCCUGGAAAAAGCAAAGAUAAUAUUAACUCUCGUCGUGACCUUGCAAAUUUGGGUAUAAGAAAAGAACUUCAUUUGAUGCAACAAGGUGACCGGUGUGCAAUGCCACAUGCAUGUUUUACACUAAAUGGCGACGAGAGGAAAAUGUUUUGUGAGUGGUUGGCGGAUGUGAAGUUCCCAGAUGGGUUCGCUGCAAAUAUUUCAAGAUGUGUUUCUGUUCGUGAUUGCAAAAUUACUGGGAUGAAAAGUCAUGACUGUCAUGUUUUCUUGCAGAGACUACUCCCUAUUGCAGUCGGGGGGUGUUUGCGGAACGAUGUUGCUCUGCCUCUGAUAGAGCUUAGUCAGUUCUUCAAAGAGAUUUGUGCACGAACUCUAAGUGUGGAGAGUUUGGCAAAGCUCGAAAGUGAUAUCGUCCUGAUUUUAUGCAAGUUGGAGAUGAUAUUUCCCCCUUCAUUCUUCGAUGUGAUGGUCCACCUAGCUCUCCAUUUGCCUCGUGAGGCGUUGCUUGCUGGACCAGUUCAAUAUAGGUGGAUGUACCCAUUUGAACGGUUUCUCGGAAGAUUCAAGCGGUAUGUUAAGAAUAAGGCUCGCCCAGAGGGAUCAAUAGCGGAAGCAUACAUUCAUGUCGAAUGCUUGACAUUUUGCUCGAUGUAUCUCGAUGAUAUUGAGACGAGAUUCAAUCGACCGGAACGCAACAUUGAUGGUUUGGAGGAUGAUGCCAUAGAUGGAUUUGGCAUUUUCACACAGAAGGUCCGUCCCCUAGGUGUGGCAUCACCUAUACAACUUGAUCCAAGACUAUUUGCAGAAGCCCGUUGUGAGCACUAUCGACUAUGUAAGGAAAAGAACCCAAUGCUAGCCGAUGGAACGCAUCAAGUAGAGUUUCCUGGAUGGUUCAAGAAACGUGUUCAAACUAUGCGUAAGGAUACCCCUACUGAAGUCGUGGAUGAUCUAUAUGCCUUAGCGUGCGACCCUGAAUCGCUUAUUAGAUCGUACGCAACGUGCAUCGUUAAUGGAAAAAGCUGUGACUGGUUUGACGUUGGCGAUCAAAUACGAGGUGUCCGAGUGGAUUCACAUAUGACUAGUGUCAAUCUUGCCAGGACAUGGUACAAAGAUGAACCCUUUGUUUUAGCGUGCCAAGCUGAACAAUGUUUCUAUGUCAAAGAUAGAAGGGUGAAAGGUAGUUGGUAUGUCGUACAGAAGUUCACGAAUAGGAAUGUAUACGACAUCCCACAGGUGCAUUUAAACGAGGAUCAUGAGACGUCAUCAAGUGAAGGUGAGGCAUAUCAAGAUGAGGAAGUAGACUGUUUCCCAACAAAUGUUGACGACGCCGUUGAUGGAGUGGCAAGUCCACUCCAUAGGCCUGAUAUAGAACCAUUUGAGUUUGAUGCAUCAACAUUGGUUCGGUCAUCUGGACAACAACAACUCGGAAGAGAUUUUAUUGACGACGCAGAGGUUGAGUCGGGUUUAGACAGUGGGGAUGGCGAGCAUUCUUGUUCUGAUAUGGAGGAGACGGAUUCCGAUGAUGAUAUUCUGUCUGACGAGGAGUAG